Messenger RNA from Suillus plorans, 1528 nucleotides. RefSeq names its product homeobox-domain-containing protein. The record is from RefSeq and is a predicted model, not a curated record. Lineage: Eukaryota; Fungi; Basidiomycota; Agaricomycetes; Boletales; Suillaceae. The coding region runs from base 363 to 1328 and encodes 321 amino acids. Gene Ontology annotation, molecular function: RNA polymerase II cis-regulatory region sequence-specific DNA binding; DNA-binding transcription factor activity, RNA polymerase II-specific. Gene Ontology annotation, biological process: cell differentiation; regulation of transcription by RNA polymerase II. The transcript is spliced from 6 exons.
UGUGAUCAUUACUAGUCUAGGGUUAAUGUGAGAAGUUGACGCUGAUCUCAAGUUACCGUCGGUUAUGGAGAAUUCGUAACUACCGAAUUACGAUCAAUUGGGCGUGAAAGGACAUUCGACAACGUAGAAAAGCAUUGACUGGACAAGUUAACGUUGUAACAGUCAAUCUAUUGACCAGUAUAGCGGUGGUUCGAUGGGGAUAAAUCACACCGAACACGGUCACGUGGAAGGCGCGUAUUUGAUCUCCGCUACCGCGUUUCUUGUUUGCUGCAGGCGGCGUGUCACUGGCAUGUAGUCACCUUAAAUACGCGCACACCCGAUUUCCCGUCCUUCUUCCCAACAUCCUUCGUCAAUUAUCAAUCAUGGAAUCAGCUACACUCUCCAGGACGUCCUCGUUGGCCAGCAUAUCUUCCACAGAUGAUACUGCGCGUCGUACGCGCAAACGCUUUUCCACUGUUCAGCUUAUGAUGCUGGAACAGCUUUUCCAUCGGACAUCCCACCCUACGCGAGAGGAGCGCGAAGCCGUUGCGAACACAGCAGGAAUGGAAAUAAAGUCUGUCACCAUAUGGUUCCAAAACAAACGACAGACGGAGCGCAAAGUGGCCCUCCACAAUGCGACAAACGUAUCCAAUGAUGACGACCCUUCCUCUCCAUUAUUCGCGCAUGGACAUGCUUCUUCGUCACGUCACGUCCAUUCCCGAUCAGUUUCUUUUUCAAGCUUGCAUACUCCACGGAGACGGAUAACGCCUCCUCGCCCGCGUCCCUCCCUUGAUCGUGUCGCGGCACGUUCCGAAUCACGUCUCCAACCACCCCGCACACCUACGAAGCCUCAUAAUCCACACGCAUCACUAUGGGACAAUAUGCCCUCAUCUCCACUGGCACCUGCCAGCCCUCCUACGCGCGACUUGAUAGACUUCAUGGGCAGCGGGCGCACCCUUGAAUGGGCGUGUGCUGCGGCACGCCUAUCCGGAAGACGUAAAGAAGACGAAGCAGGUGCUGAAACGGAAGACGAAGAAAUGGAAGCUGUUACGCCGGAAGGGAGCUUAGGAGCUGGAGAUGACGCCUGGAAUAAGAAAACUGCAUUUCCCGUCCAGAAGCGCGGGCACGUGGCUCGGAACCUGAAGUUUGCGCCCGUGGUAGUAAACGGAAGAAAAAGUGCGAUCCAGGACGACGAUAUGAUGCGAGCUGCGCUGGUCUUGUGUGGACUGGGAAAGCGCAGCUUAUUAUCUGCACAUACCCUACAUUUCCAAAAUUGCAUCUUCACAUUUGUUAUCAUGUUGUAUAUAUCAUAUUUUGUACGUUCUUCGGGAGGACUCCGUUAUGAUUGAGCCAACGCUGAUGAUUUCAUGGCGAGUCCUAGUCAUCGAUCAAUCAAAUCAGGGGGAAGGCAUGUUGUUGGACUCUACCCUCCUGAUUUGAUUGUGCAAAUCAUCUUGACGCGCUCCAAAGUUGCGGGAUGUUUAGGAGAAGUAAUUAAGUGAAGCAACAUGUACAGGGGAACGAUAGUGAUGAAUCGUGUUUGUGCUCG